Messenger RNA from Dentiscutata erythropus, 1452 nucleotides. NCBI's taxonomy places the organism in Eukaryota, Fungi, Glomeromycota, Glomeromycetes, Diversisporales, Gigasporaceae. The record is from the annotation of a GenBank genome assembly.
AUGUCUCCAAUUGCUUUUGAUACGUCUGCAAAUGAUACAAGCUUAUUCAACACUGAUGAACUCAUUAAUUAUGCGACUAAAGAAACAGUAAAAUCUUUUUUAAUCCAAGAGGAGCAGCCGCAGCACAUUCAACAGGAACACCCUAAACACCAAGUACCACAGCAAGAAGAUAACGAAGCCAAUAAAGAAUGUGCGACGAAUAUAAAUGAUAUAGAAAAAACUACUGAUUCACAUAAUUCAGAAGAAAAAUUGUUAAAAGAAAAUGAGGACUAUGAAACGGUUUCGAGAGCUGUUAAUGUUUUAAAAUUCCAAUUGCAACAAGUAAAAGAAGACAUUUGCAAGUUGAAAUCGAUGAAGGAAAAGGCCUUAAAAGACCCAAUCCAAUUUGUCGAAGAUUUACGAAAUGGGACUAACGAAAAGGUUCCUAAAAGGCAAUUUAUAUUUGGAGCCCCAACAAUUGAUUGGAGCAAAUAUCAUACCACCCCUUCAAAGUACAAAGCACGUAUAGAUCAAGAGAAAAUGAAAAAUUCCAAGGAUCGGGUAAACACACCACCCUCAAGUGAUAAUUCACGAUCUGGCUCACCGGACAUUGUUGAAUUUGUGCACAAAAGAGCUCAGGAACUUGGUUUCAAAGUCCCCUCAAACGCGAUAAAAUCAACGCGUUCUAAGAAAAAAAGGAUCAAUCUAAAUAGUGAUGAUGAAAGUACAUUCACAAUCCCAUCGAGAACAUAUAUAAAUGCGCAAAGGUCAACACUGCCGAAAUCAAGAAAGAAAGAAAUGUCAAUUCGGACCGCACCGACUAAAGCACGGAGCUUAAUUUCUAAUUGUUCUACAAGACAAGAUAUGAUUGCCAAAAACACAAAUUAUUCAAGUAAUUCCAUACAUACGAAUCGGAAGAAUAAUUUAGAAAAGAACUCCGAAGCAGGUAAAAAAUAUCUUUGGAACUAUGACGAGUGCGAUAAGUGUCAACGGCAUUUUAUUGCAAAUCAAUCAUAUUUGAAUUUAUUCAUAAAUUCAGGGUACAAAAUAUUUUGCAAAAAAUUGGCAAAAUAUGGAAUACUUGUUCCUGGACGGAUACCUAGUGUUUCAUCUGCGAAAUCUUCGUCAAAAAAUAUUUUAUCAAAGGAUAAAAAAUCGGGCAGAAUAUCCAAGUCAGAUUCAUCUAAGCUUCCUCCAGAAAAAAGACCUCGACGACCACGUGUAUCCGGAAUAGCCUAUAUGGAAGCACGACCUCCACCUACUUUAUAUAUGCCUGAUGAUGAUGAUGAGACUAUCAUAAAGGAAGUAAUGCUGUCAAUGGAUAAAUUAGGCAAUGAACCCAAGUGUGAUGGUUGUCGUAUGGAUCCAAUACUUGGUACACGCUUUCUUUGUAUGAAUUGUGAUGAGAGUCGGGAAGUGGAUCUUUGUGAAAACUGUAUGAUCGAGGGAAAAUUUGAGAAUGGUAUAAUUUGA